Messenger RNA from Gastrolobium bilobum, 4772 nucleotides. Its product is annotated as pleiotropic drug resistance protein 1-like. The transcript is spliced from 24 exons. Gene Ontology annotation, molecular function: ATP hydrolysis activity; ABC-type transporter activity; ATP binding. Gene Ontology annotation, cellular component: membrane. The record is from RefSeq and is a predicted model, not a curated record. NCBI's taxonomy places the organism in Eukaryota, Viridiplantae, Streptophyta, Magnoliopsida, Fabales, Fabaceae. The coding region runs from base 111 to 4445 and encodes 1444 amino acids.
UUUGUUGCAAUUUUUUCUUAUGCCAUUUUUCAUUUACUAUUACUGUCUGUUACAGAAUUUGGAAAAACAAUACAAGUGUAGCAUUAAGGAUUAUUGUAAUUGAUGUUUGCAUGAGAUCAAUGGAGAGCAGUGACAUAUCAGUUGAUGGUGUAAGAGCUAGUAGUUCUAACGUAUGGAUGAACCAUAGUAUGGAUGUUUUUUCAACAUCUGAACGUGAACGUGAAGAUGAUGAAGAAGCUCUCAAAUGGGCAGCAAUAGAGAGACUCCCAACAUAUCUAAGGAUUAGGAGAAGUAUACUCAAAGAUGCAGAAGGGAAAGGAAGAGAAGUUGAUAUCAAGCAACUAGGAUUAACAGAGAGAAAGAUUCUGCUAGAGAGACUUGUCAAGAUUGCAGAAGAUGACAAUGAAAAGUUCUUGUUGAAACUCAAGGAAAGAAUGGACAGAGUUGGACUUGAUAUUCCAACAAUUGAAGUUCGAUUUGAGCAUGUGAAUGUGGAAGCACAUGUUUAUGUUGGAAGCAGAGCAUUGCCUUCGUUACUCAACUUCUUUGUUAAUGUGCUAGAGGGAUUCUUAAAUUAUCUUCACAUCAUUCCAAGUCCAAAGAAACCGCUACAUAUCCUUCAGAAUGUUUGUGGAAUCUUAAAGCCUCGAAGAAUGACAUUGCUUUUAGGGCCACCAGGUUCUGGGAAGACCACUUUGCUGUUGGCACUGGCUGGAAAACUUGGUAAAGAUUUGAAGCGUUCUGGGAUGGUAACAUACAAUGGGCAUGGGCUAGAAGAGUUUGUGCCCCAAAGGGUAUCAGCUUAUAUAAGUCAACAUGAUAACCACAUUGGAGAAAUGACUGUGAGAGAAACACUAGCUUUCUCAGCAAGAUGUCAAGGGGUUGGACAGAAUUAUGAGAUGUUGACUGAACUACUAAGAAGAGAGAAAGAGGCAAAGAUUAAACCAGAUCCUGAUAUUGAUACCUAUAUGAAGGCAGCAGCACUAGAAGGACAACAGGCCAGCGUGGUCACAGACUAUAUUCUUAAGAUUUUGGGACUUGAAGUCUGUGCUGAUAUUAUGGUAGGAGAUGGAAUGAUAAGAGGUAUCUCAGGAGGGCAGAGAAAAAGAGUGACAACAGGGGAGAUGCUGGUUGGACCUAUAAGGGUGUUGUUAAUGGAUGAGAUAUCAACUGGUUUGGACAGUUCCACAACUUUUCAAAUAAUCAGCUCAAUUCGUCAGUCCAUCCAUAUUCUCAAUGGGACUGCACUUGUCUCUCUGCUACAGCCAGCUCCAGAAACUUAUGAACUAUUUGAUGAUAUAAUACUCCUAACAGAUGGGCAAAUUGUGUACCAAGGACCAAGAGAAAAUGUAAUUGAGUUUUUUGAAUCAAUGGGUUUCAAGUGUCCUGAAAGAAAAGGAGUUGCUGACUUCUUACAAGAAGUGACAUCAAGAAAAGAUCAAUGGCAAUAUUGGGCACAUAAAGAUGAGCCUUACAGCUUUGUUACUGUGAAGGAUUUUGCCGAAGCAUUCCAGUUAUUUCACAUAGGUCAAAAACUUGGAGAUGAGCUAGCCAAUCCUUUUGACAAGUCUAGAUGCCAUCCAAAUGCAUUGACCACAAAGAAGUAUGGUGUUAACAGGCAUGAGCUGCUGAGAGCUUGCGCUAGCAGAGAAUUUUUGCUUAUGAAGCGAAAUUCGUUUGUCUACAUAUUCAAAGCCACCCAACUUAUUUAUUUAGCUAUCAUGACAACAACAUUAUUUCUACGAACUAAGAUGCACCGAGAUACUGUGGAGGAGGGAGGAACUUACAUGGGUGCUCUUUUCUUCACAGUCAUUGUAGCAUUGUUCAAUGGAAUAUCAGAGCUAAAUAUGGCCAUCAUGAAACUUCCUGUCUUUUUCAAGCAAAGGGACCUUCUUUUCUAUCCUUCGUGGGCUUAUUCUCUUCCCCCAUGGAUUCUCAAAAUACCAAUAACCCUUAUAGAAGUUGCCAUCUGGGAAGGCAUCUCUUACUAUGCCAUUGGCUAUGAUCCAAGUUUUUUAAGACUUUUAAAACAGUACUUGGUGAUCCUGUGCAUUAACCAGAUGGCAUCUGCACUAUUUCGGUUGAUGGCAGCAAUAGGAAGGGAUGUUGUAGUUGCAAACACUGUUGGAUCAUUUGCAUUACUAGUAGUUAUGGUUUUGGGAGGAUUUGUGAUUUCACGAGAGGAUGUCCACAAAUGGUUUCUGUGGGGUUAUUGGUCCUCACCACUGAUGUAUGGACAGAAUGCUAUAGCUGUGAAUGAAUUUCUUGGGCGUAGUUGGAGUAAGGUGACUGCUAAUUCCAAUGAAACACUGGGAGUUUUGAUACUGAAAACUCGUGGAUUUUUCCCAGAAGCUUACUGGUAUUGGAUUGGAGUAGGAGCAUUGAUUGGUUAUGUUUUUCUAUUUAAUUUUCUCUUCACCUUAGCCUUGCAAUAUCUAAGUCCAUUCAGAAAUGAUCAAGCAGGGCUAUCACAAGAAAAAUUGCUCGAGAGAAAUGUUUCAACAGCUGAAGAGUUCACUCAAUUACCAACACAAAAGAGCUCUAAUGAAGCAAGUAUAUCAUCCAGGUCGUUUUCUGGAAGAGUUAGUCAUGAUAAAGCUAGUAAAAGUGGAAGGAGGGGCAUGGUUCUUCCUUUUCAACCUCUAUCCCUCACUUUUGAUGAGAUCAGAUAUUCUGUAGACAUGCCACAGGAAAUGAAAAAUCAAGGGGUUUUAGAGGAUCGUCUUGAACUUUUGAAGGGUGUUAGUGGUGCUUUUAGGCCUGGAGUACUAACAGCUCUGAUGGGUGUAAGUGGUGCCGGCAAGACUACUCUGAUGGAUGUUUUAGCUGGAAGGAAAACUGGUGGAUAUAUUGAAGGAUGCAUCACAAUAUCUGGGUACCCAAAGAAUCAAGAAACAUUUGCUCGCAUAUCAGGAUAUUGUGAACAAUUUGAUAUCCACUCACCCAAUGUUACAGUUUAUGAAUCUUUGCUAUAUUCUGCAUGGCUUAGAUUACCCCCUGAAGUAGAUCAUGCAACUAGAAAGAUGUUCAUUGAGGAAGUUAUGGAGCUUGUAGAGCUUAACUCACUAAGAGAAGCACUUGUUGGAUUGCCAGGAGAGACUGGACUUUCAACUGAGCAGCGCAAGAGGCUUACAAUUGCAGUUGAACUUGUGGCCAACCCAUCAAUAAUAUUCAUGGAUGAGCCAACGUCUGGUCUUGAUGCUAGAGCAGCUGCAAUUGUUAUGAGAACCGUGAGGAACACUGUGGACACAGGACGUACUGUGGUUUGCACCAUCCACCAGCCAAGUAUUGAUAUAUUUGAUGCCUUUGAUGAGCUACUACUUCUGAAAUUGGGAGGGGAGCAAAUAUAUGCUGGUCCAUUAGGCCGCCACUGUUCCAUUUUGAUUCAGUACUUUGAGGCUAUUCAAGGAGUUCCUAAGAUCAGAGAUGGUUAUAAUCCUGCAACCUGGAUGUUGGAAGUUACAUCAGCAGGAACAGAAGCAAGCCUUAAGGUCGACUUUACUAAUGUGUACAAAAACUCAGAACUACACCGGAGAAACAAACAAUUGAUCCAGGAGCUCAGCACACCUUCUCAAGGUUCAAAAGAACUAUACUUUAAUAGUCAGUACUCGCAGAGUUUCGUGGCACAAUGCAAAGCUUGCCUAUGGAAACAGCAUUUAUCAUAUUGGCGCAACACAUCAUAUACUGCAGUUAGACUCCUAUUUACAACAAUAAUAGCUUUAUUGUUUGGGGUCAUAUUUUGGGAGAUUGGUUUGAAAAGGAGAAAGGAGCAAGAUCUUUUCAAUGCAAUGGGUUCAAUGUAUGCUGCAGUUACCUUCAUUGGAGUACAGAAUGGUGCCUCAGUGCAGCCUAUAAUUGCAGUUGAGAGAACAGUCUUCUAUAGAGAGAGAGCUGCUGGAAUGUAUUCAGCUUUGCCAUAUGCUCUUGCACAGGUUAUUAUCGAACUUCCCCACAUCUUGGCUCAGACCCUGAUAUAUGGGAUUAUAGUAUAUGCAAUGAUGGGAUUCGAUUGGACAGUAUCAAAGUUCUUGUGGUAUAUUUUCUUCAUGUACUUCACUUUCUUGUACUACACCUUCUAUGGUAUGAUGACCAUGGCCAUAACUCCAAACCCACACGUUGGGGCCAUAUUGUCCUCUUCAUUCUAUGCAAUAUGGAGCCUUUUCUCAGGCUUCAUCAUUCCCUUAUCGAGAAUACCCAUAUGGUGGAAGUGGUACUAUUGGAUUUGCCCAGUUGCAUGGACCUUGUAUGGAUUGGUGGCUUCCCAAUAUGGAGAUGACAUGAACAAACUUGAGAAUGGUCAAAGGGUUGAAGAAUUUGUGAGGAGUUACUUCGGGUUUGAACAUGACUUUCUAGGAGUGGUUGCAGUUGUGGUGGCUGGUUUCUCAGUGUUGUUUGCACUUAUCUUCGCCUUUGGAAUCAAAGCAUUCAAUUUCCAAAAACGAUAAAAACCACUCUUCCAGAGCGUUCAUACAUCCCCAUAUGAAGCAUUAUGCUUAUGUUAUGAAAUCUCAGUCACAAUUUCAAUGGAAAAAUGCAGGCUACUCCUGACGGCUGAACUGGAGUUUUGCAAUUCCGUUAUAAGAUUCUUUGACAAAUACAUCGGUUGAAACCCAAAUACUAAAUCCUAGGUUGUCCUUUUGAUAUAGGUAGUUAUUCUUUCUUUGCAUGAGGAAGUAGAAAGGGAUAGUCAUUCAAAUGAGUAUAUAAUAUAUAAUACUGCAGCAAUAUGUAAGUAUCAACUUUUAAGCACUUUAUAAUAUGUUCAUACUAAA